This is a messenger RNA of Corylus avellana, 426 nucleotides long. Its product is annotated as S-protein homolog 1-like. NCBI's taxonomy places the organism in Eukaryota, Viridiplantae, Streptophyta, Magnoliopsida, Fagales, Betulaceae. The record is from RefSeq and is a predicted model, not a curated record.
AUGAGUCAUUCCCUCAGGUUAGCACUCUUUCUUGUCUUAGUUCUCUACAUGAGUCAGCCAUCGACUACCUAUUCACUCUUCAAGAAGUACGGGGUUCUCAUCAUCAAUGGGUUCCAAAAUCAGACGUUGAACAUCCAUUGUAAAUCCGAAGAUGAUGAUCUUGGCCUCCAACAUAUCCCUGUGAAUGGAGAGUUCCAAUGGCACUUUCGGAUCAACUAUUGGGGCACUACACUCUUCUUUUGCAACAUGUGGUGGUCGGGUGGACAUCGUAGUUUAGAUGUUUUUUGGGCAGAUAACAAGUUUAUUGUUGACGAUUGUGGAGAUUCAGAUUGCCGGUGGAUGGGUGAAGAGGAUGGAAUUUAUUUGUAUAUUUCAAAGCAUAAUGAAUAUCGCUUGCAAUCUAGGUGGGAACCAUGGCAAGCAUGA